UCUCUCAUUCACUCUUCUUCUCCUUCUCUGCACGCCUUUCCUUUCCUUUCGCUUCAUCUUCUUCCCGCAACAAUUUCUUCGGCCAUUAAUCUCUUGCCUCUCAUUUCAUAAGCUCGGCCUUGUACCUAUGAGUUUGGGAAUUCGAAUGAUCGUGGAAGAAGAAGAAUACACAAAGCCGGCUUUGUUUGCAGAGACGGCUACAGGCGACAUGGCUCAUUCCAAUACCACCGGCUCUUCUUCUUCCACCGACGAGGACUUCAACGUCAGAAACAGCAGCUACAAUGGCUUCGAACCCAACCGUCUCAGCGGCGAGGGGUCUCCGAUGAUGAUGUCACCGUGGAACCAAUGCACCCCGUUCGAAAACGGUCCGUGGGACGAGGGCAACGUUAAUGGCGGUGUCCAGAAGCUCCCCCAGAACGGCCUCAUAUGUUCUCUCGUCCGGGAAGAAGGCCACAUAUAUUCUCUGGCGGCUAGGGAUGGGAUUCUCUACACCGGCUCCGACAGCAAGAAUAUACGUGUUUGGAAGGAGAUGAAGGAAUUCGGGGCGUUUAAGUCUAACAGUGGUCUCGUGAAGGCUAUUAUAAUCUCCGGAGAAAAGAUUUUCACCGGCCACCAGGACGGAAAAGUUCGGGUUUGGAAGGUUAAUCCUAAGAACCCGUCUGUUCAUAAACGCGCCGGGACUUUUCCGACGUUUUUCGACAUUUUUAAGGCUUCGAUUAAGCCCAGCAACUACGUGGAGGUGAAACGGAACCGGACAGCUUUGUGGAUCAAGCACUGCGACGCUAUUUCUUGCCUGAGCAUGGACCCGAAGGAAGAGCUUUUAUACUCUGCUUCGUGGGACAGGACUUUUAAGGUGUGGAAGGCCAGUAACUCGAAAUGCCUUGAAUCCGUCAAGGCUCACGACGACGCCGUGAACUCCGUCGUGGCAAGCGUCGACGGCAUGGUCUACACCGGGUCCGCCGACGGGAGCGUGAAGGUGUGGAAGCGAGAGUCGUCCGGCAAGGGCGUAAAGCACGUGUUCGUGCAGACGCUUCUGAGCCAGGAGUGCGCCGUGACGGCGUUAGCCGUCACCAAAUCCGGGUCGGUCCUGUACUGCGGGUCGUCGGACGGGGUGGUGAAUUUCUGGGAACGGGAGAAGCAGUUUUCCCACGGUGGAGUCCUCAAAGGCCACAAAUUGGCCGUCCUCUGCCUCGUCGCCGCCGGCAACACCGUGUUCAGCGGAUCGGCCGACAAGACGAUUUGUGUGUGGAGGAGAGACGGGUCGAUCCACACGUGCCUCUCCAUCUUGACCGGCCAUAACGGACCGGUAAAAUGCUUGGCCGUCGAAGAAGACAAAGAGUCGACGGAGUCCGACCAAAAGUGGGUCGUUUACAGUGGAAGCCUCGACAAAUCAGUGAAGGUGUGGAGCGUUUCGGAGAUGUCGCUGGAUUAUCCGCCGCCGCCCGUCAUCCAAGACGCAGCCUGGGACUCCAUUCCAUCCGCCAAGUAUUGAUCAGACCAACACACUAGUCUAAUGUUGUAGUUUGAUCCAUGACUUUCAUUUUUGAUUUGAUCAGAUGAUGAUCACCUUAUUAAAUGACGAUGAUGGAAUGUUUGUACUAUGAUGUUUGUAAAUUAAACUCAUGGCAACCACUUUUCCGUUA
Ipomoea nil (Japanese morning glory) is the source of this 1643-nucleotide messenger RNA. RefSeq names its product myosin heavy chain kinase B-like. The record is from RefSeq and is a predicted model, not a curated record. Bases 128 to 1492 code for a protein of 454 amino acids. Gene Ontology annotation, molecular function: protein binding. Lineage: Eukaryota; Viridiplantae; Streptophyta; Magnoliopsida; Solanales; Convolvulaceae. The transcript has a single exon.